CUGGUUAAACCAGACACAGUGAGGGAGAUUGGUAAGCAAAUAGACUUUCUCUUCUGUUCCGUCGGGACACAUCAUAGACAGUUGAUACCAAACCAAAUGAAGCAUUGAGUCAAAGUUCAGAGCUUGCUUGAAGUCUCUAGAAAAAGGAUACAUUUAUGAUUUACAAAUCCAAGACACUGGUGAAUAUUUGACAGGAGCUGGCACAGAGAAGAUAAAGCAGUCUUGCAACUUUGCAGCCUGAUAUUUCUGGAAUUUGUUCACAAAUCUUUUUGAUCUCAGUCAUGUCAGAGAACCAAGAGCUCAAACGUCACUGUCUACUGGUUCCGGUAAAAGGGGUUCUCCUUAAGGAACACGUCGCCAACAACUACAAAGCUGUCUCGGCUUUCUGUCCUGAUCCUUCAGACUUGCUCAUUGCCACCUAUCCGAAGGCAGGGACCACAUGGGUCCUGGAGAUAGUGGAUCUGCUUCUUCACAACGGGGAUAGUGAGACCUGCAAAAGAGCCCCCAUUCUCGUCCGGAUACCUUUCUUGGAGAAUACCGCUCGACUAGCAAUCCCCGCGGGUCUUGAGCUCCUGAAGGCAAUGGACCCUCCAAGAGUUAUUAAAACACAUUUGCAGUUUCAUCUCAUUCCAAAAGGCUUUUGGGAAAAAAAAUGCAAAGUGAUCUACGUGGCUCGCAAUGCUAAGGACAACCUGGUGAGCUACUUCUAUUUUCAUAAAAUGAAUCUCACCCACCCUGAGCCUGGACCCUGGGAGGGCUUCAUCCAAAAGUUCAUGAAUGGACAGGUGCCAUGGGGCUCCUGGUAUGAUCAUGUCAAAGGCUACUGGGAGGAGCGAGAAAAGAGAAACAUCCUUUACCUCUUCUAUGAAGACAUGAAAGAGAAUCCUCGGCGUGAGGUGGAGCGCAUCAUGAGGUACCUGGACUUGUCGCUCUCUGAUGAUGUCAUCAGCCGCAUUGUGGAGCUGACGUCCUUUGAGAUCAUGAAGGAGAAUCCGACGACCAACUACACUUUCAUGUCCAUGCCCAUUUUAGACCAUUCCCUCUCCACCUUCAUGAGAAAAGGAGAAGUCGGAGAUUGGAAGAAUCAUUUUACGCCAGAGCAGGCAGCAGAGUUUGAUGAGGACUAUGAGAAGAAAAUGAAGCAUGUCAACAUACCAUUCAGGACACAGCUCUAAACCAGCUAGCAGUUACUGUCAAAUAUGAAUUAUUAUACACGUGACCAGCUUAAUUCACUAUGACACAGUAUAAAGUUAACCACACUUCUGUGGUGGCCCUAUAGGAUAUGAAGAAGUAGAUUAUUUCUUAUUAUGCAUAAUUAACAUAUAUUUACAUAAUUUAGUUGACUUACAUUGCUAUGCAUCAUAAUUAACAUAUAUCUAUAUUACUUAGUUGAUUUACAUUGCUAUGCAUUAUGGUUAACGUAUUUACAUUACUUAUUAGCUACUUGGGUACCAUAGUUACAAGAUAUUCACAUCCACACAUCUUUCCUUGGGUUUAACCUUUAGCCAGAGCAGACGUACUAGUCAGCAGUUAUAUGUCACAUGCUGUGUUGUUCUCAUGAGCCGACAGGGUUGAGAGGAAGGGCAACGCUGACCAACAGGAUGUUCCAGGCAACCUCUACCGGUCGAGUGCACACAGAUGGCAGUUUCCCUACAACGGACAAGGCGUUAUCAGCAUCUGGCAGCUUCAGAGGGUCACAUCGCCCCCUCCUUCCACAUUCCACAGAUUGUAUAAAACUCCUGGGCAGUGAAAGAGAGGGUGCUUUUUCGCAGUUGCACUGUGAUAAGACCCGCGUGCUUGAGUAGGCAGCAGUUACAGCUACGGAGCCCAGAUAUCUGUAUUAGUUUGGCUUGUUAGGAAUAAA
Messenger RNA from Dunckerocampus dactyliophorus (ringed pipefish), 1864 nucleotides. RefSeq names its product sulfotransferase 1 family member D1-like. Gene Ontology annotation, biological process: sulfation. The transcript is spliced from 7 exons. Gene Ontology annotation, molecular function: sulfotransferase activity. Bases 282 to 1175 code for a protein of 297 amino acids. NCBI's taxonomy places the organism in Eukaryota, Metazoa, Chordata, Actinopteri, Syngnathiformes, Syngnathidae. Gene Ontology annotation, cellular component: cytoplasm. The record is from RefSeq and is a predicted model, not a curated record.